Messenger RNA from Schistocerca serialis cubense, 837 nucleotides. RefSeq lists its product as uncharacterized. NCBI's taxonomy places the organism in Eukaryota, Metazoa, Arthropoda, Insecta, Orthoptera, Acrididae. The transcript has 3 exons. Bases 1 to 837 code for a protein of 278 amino acids. The record is from RefSeq and is a predicted model, not a curated record.
AUGGGACCAGCGAUGCGCUCACUGCUGCUCUUACUGUCGCUGGCCGCGGCGGCCUUCUCCGCCGCCGUGGUGCCGCCGGUGGCCGUCGAGGACAACGAGGUGCUGGCCGACUGUACGGAGCGCGGGGACCUGGUCAGCUGUCUGGGGGUGAAGACGGCCGCCGCGCUCGGCCGCGCCGCCCGCAUGUCCGACAUCAAGCUGGCCGACGGCGUGUCGUUCGUGAGGACCGGCGCCGCCGACGACCGCGACGGCGGCCGGGCGCUCGCCUCCGAGGCCGACAUGCAGAACGCUAUAGACAGCCAGGAGCCGGACAGCCGCAGCGACAGGCUCGUCGACCUGAUGCUGGAGGCCACCGGCAGGUUCCUCAGGACGCACUCCCUGCAGUUCAAGCUGCCCGACGAGAUCCCGGGACAGAUCCAGCGCGCCCUGCAGGAUGAAGGCCGUGGUAAGAAGAAGAAGCUGUUGAAGGCUCUGCUGCCCAUCCUGUUGGGAGUGGGCGCCAAGAUGUUGCUGUUGGUACCCCUGGGUCUGUUGGUGGUGGGCGUGUUGGCGUUCAAGGCGCUCAUCGUGAGCAAGAUCGCGCUCGUCCUGGGGGCCGUGCUGGCGGUGCAGAAGUUCCUGCGCGGCGGCUCUGGCGGCAGCGGCGGCGGCUGGGCCGGCGCUGGAGCGUCCGGAGGUGGCUGGAGCAGCGCGCCGGCCGCAGUCGGCUCCGGCUGGAGCGCUGGAGGAGCGUCCAGCGGACCCGGGGGCGCGCCCGGCGGCUGGGGCCGCAGCCUGGAGGGCGACGCGCAGGAGAUCGCAUACAGCGCGCACGCGCCGCGCCCGCACCAGGACUAG